AUGUCUGUAGUGUGGGGAAAUGAUACCGUGCUUUUGCUUAUAGAGCUUUACGAAAGUCGUGACUUGUUGUGGGAUACUUCACACCGUGACUAUCGAAAUAAAAUAAAGAAAAAUGAUGCAUGGGAGGAUAUAGCCAAGGCGCUUAAAUUGCCUAGAAAAGAAAUAGAAACCAAAGUUCAUACCCUGCGUUCGCAAUUUGUCCGAGAAAGGAAGAAAGUGAAAUCGUCAAAAACUACUGGUAGUGGACGAGACGACGUGAAGUCCAGUGCAUGGUUUGCGUACGAUGCAAUGAAAUUUUUGCUAAAGGGAGCCACAACUUCUGGAAGCUUGGACACUUUGGACACAAACAGUCCACAAAGCCAAAACGCGAUUUCGUCUCCGGAUGAAGAUGUCGUUCUACAUUCUCAAUCUACCGUUCCGGAAUUUCAAUCUCCUCAUCAACUAGAAUCGCAAUCUACCAUUGAUCAAGCAGAGCAACCCACAACCCCUGCACCAACACCUUCAUCGUCGCGACCAACUCGGAAGAGGAGCCACCCCAAUGAAGAUAGAUUGGAGGAGGCUUAUGAAGUUCUGCAUGCUGCUAAAAACAGAAUGAUGUCCCGAGAUGAAUUCGAUGUUUAUGGACAGUACGUAGGAACUGAGUUACGUGCAUUAAAUGACGAACACAGUGUAAUUAUGGCUAAAUAUUAUAUUAAUAAUAUUUUAUUAGAUGCACGCUUAGGAAAAUACCGUACAAGUUAUAAUAAUCAAAGCCAGUCAGUUGUUCAACAGGGCUAUAGCACUGCAUCCAGUGAUAUUAGCCCCGAGCCUUCUGAAGAGCAUAUUAUACAAAACAUACUUGCAAAUAUGGAUUCCUCGAGCACUAAUAGCAUUGAUGGCACUAAUACUAAUUAAUUUACGUUGAUCGCUAUAUCCAUCUUGUACUCUUUAAAAUUUAUUUUACUGGAGAUUAAAAUACAAUUAUAAAUAAAA
Spodoptera frugiperda (fall armyworm) is the source of this 972-nucleotide messenger RNA. RefSeq names its product transcription factor Adf-1-like. The transcript has 2 exons. The coding region runs from base 1 to 894 and encodes 297 amino acids. Lineage: Eukaryota; Metazoa; Arthropoda; Insecta; Lepidoptera; Noctuidae. The record is from RefSeq and is a predicted model, not a curated record.